AUGUCAUUAAUUCAGCAAAAUCAGUUUGGAGGUUCACCAGUAGAAGGUCCAUACCUCCAUCUCUCUGUUUUCCUUGAAUACUACGACACUAUUAAGCUUAAUGGAGUCCCGCAAAAUGCAAUUAGACUCAGACUUUUUCCUUUCUCAUUACGGGACAAGGCUCGAGCUUUGUUGCAUUCACUGCCUGAAGGUUUUAUCAAAACAUGGGAUCAAUUGCUCCAAGUUUUCCUCUCUAAGUAUUUCCCGCCAAGCAAAACAACCCAGUUACAGAACCAAAUCACUGGUUUCUAUCAAAAGGAUGGUGAAUCACUGUAUGAGGCCUGGGAUAGGUUCAAGGAGCUUAUGAGACUAUGCCCACACCAUGGCUUGGAGAAAUGGCUGGUCGUUCAAACAUUCUACAGUGGAUUAAACUAUAAUUCUCGCAUUUCAGUUGAUGCUGCAUCAGGAGGAGCUUUGAUGAACAAAAAGGUGGAUGACGCUUAUAGUUUAAUUGAAGACAUGUCUCUCAACCACUGCCAAUGGGCAAGUGAAAGAAAUACCACUCCAAAACCUACAGGAAGACAUGAGGUGGAGACCUUAAACCUAAUUGCAGCCAAGGUGGAUGCUCUAACUCAAAAAUUUGACAAAUUGAAUGAGAAUGCUCCAAAACCAUCAUUGGAGCAAAUGAACUAUCUUAACAACUUUAGUCAAAGACCUAUCAAUGAUCCAUUCUCCAACACCUACAACCCUGGUUGGCGAAAUCAUCCUAACCUUUUCUACAAGAGCAAUCAACCUCAUUUUGAGCAAAAUCUCAGCUCUAAUGUUCCUAGACAGCCACCAGGAUUUCAGCAGAGAAUUUCCAAUCCACAACCAGUGCAGAAAUCAAAUUUAGAGGCCUUGCUAGAGAGUUGUUGCAAUACAAGCCAAGCAGAAUGA
Dioscorea cayenensis subsp. rotundata (Guinea yam) is the source of this 915-nucleotide messenger RNA. RefSeq lists its product as uncharacterized. The transcript is spliced from 2 exons. The record is from RefSeq and is a predicted model, not a curated record. Lineage: Eukaryota; Viridiplantae; Streptophyta; Magnoliopsida; Dioscoreales; Dioscoreaceae. The coding region runs from base 1 to 915 and encodes 304 amino acids.